This is a messenger RNA of Cucurbita pepo subsp. pepo (vegetable marrow), 2904 nucleotides long. RefSeq lists its product as uncharacterized. The record is from RefSeq and is a predicted model, not a curated record. Gene Ontology annotation, molecular function: protein binding. Lineage: Eukaryota; Viridiplantae; Streptophyta; Magnoliopsida; Cucurbitales; Cucurbitaceae.
CCAAAAAAGAAGAAGAAAGAGCGGCUUGAAAUUCCGUGUACUAAGAUUCUCCACAAACCUCACCUUCAGCUUCCAUUAGUCUUAAUUGUUGUCACAGCCUGUGGCAUCCAAGCGCUUUGCUUACAGUUAAUAUCAACGCACACUAUUCUUUGCCUCCGCAUCUGGUAACUCCGCCGGUGAGAAGAGUCCAAAAAGAGCAGGACUCCCAGAUGGGUUUGACCCGAGUUCUGGGCUGACCCAUCAGGAUUCCAUGGAUUUGAGCGAUGAGGGCUAAUAAGAGAGAAGAACUGAUGGAUUUGAUCUUCAGUGAGGAGGAAUUUGAACGAUUCUACGAUACUCGUGAGGAGAUCUCCUCUGUGUCUGACUGGGGAUCUGAUUGCUCUGAGAUUUGUAGUACAAGUUUUGGGGAUGAUAAGGAUGUUCUUGAAAAUUUAAGCUAUAGGGGAUGGAUGAGAGACCUGGAAACUGUUUAUGAGCGCAGAGACAAGUUCUUCAAAUGGAUGGGUUUGGAUUUGGAUCAAAAUUUUGGAAUCAGAGAUGAAGAGGAAGGUGAUUCGUGUCGAAGGGUUCAUCGGGACAGAAUUCGGGAAGAUCGUGGAACGGUGUUGAGACUUUCCGGUUCUGUUGGGGAGUUCUCUUCAAGUCUUACAAUGUCUUCCAUGUUAAAUGAGGCUCCUGAAUCAUCAGGAAAUGUUGCUGUGGAGGAGAAUUGUACUAUUAGGAAUUUGGACAAUGGGACUGAGUUUAUUGUGGAUAGUUUCAAUGAAGAUGGAGCGUUGAGCGUGUUACGGGAAGUUGGUUCGAACCGAUCCUUUAGUUUUGAUGAGUUCGAGAGAAACAUUGGGCAGUCUCCCUUGGUUCGGAAACUCUUUCGGAAAAACGUUGAAAAGGUUGGACCUAUAGUCAAUGCCAGGAAAGAAGCGAAGAUGGGUUGGCUGAGAAAAUUGGGUACGGUUGCUUGUAUAGUCGACAAUGGGGAGGGUGCAACGAAGAGCAGUGUUUUCAAUUCUUCGUCUAAGACGGGGAUACAACAAGUUCGUGUUCAUCCAUAUAAAAAGAACUCCAAGGAAUUAUCAUCCCUUUUUGUAGGACAAGAAUUCGACGCACAUAAAGGGUCGAUUUCUACAAUGAAGUUCAGUUUUGAUGGACGAUACUUGGCUACUGCUGGUGAAGAUGGCAUUGUGCGUGUAUGGCAAGUGAGUGAGGACGUGAAAUUCGAUAAUUUCGACAUUCACGAUGUUGAUCCAUCCUCUUUAUACUUCUCAAUGAAUCACUCGUCCAAAUUAGAACCCUUGGAUGUGCCAAAUGAGACUGUAGGCAAGGCGAAAGUGAAGAGAUCAUCAAGCACGGCAUGUGUAAUUUUCCCACCAAAGCUAUUUAGAAUAUUGGAGAAACCUCUGCACGAGUUCUCGGGACACGGUGGCGAGAUCUUGGAUCUAUCUUGGUCAAAGAAAGGGCUUCUGCUAUCAUCUUCUGUCGAUAAGACAGUACGUCUUUGGCAGCUGGGACGUGACACGUGCCUAAGAGUUUACUGUCAUAAUAACUAUGUAACGUGUGUUAGUUUCAACCCUCAAGAUGAAAAUCACUUCAUAAGUGGCUCGAUCGAUGGUAAAGUUCGGAUCUGGGAAGUUCUUGCUUGUCAAGUGGUUGAUUAUAUUGAUAUCCGUGAGAUUGUAAGCGCGGUCUGUUACAGACCGGAUGGAAAGGGAGGAAUCGUGGGAUCCAUGACCGGAAACUGCCAUUUCUAUAACAUUAUAGAUAAUCGAUUGGAGCUCGAUGCUCAGAUAUGCUUAAACGGGAAAAAGAAGUCGCCCGGGAACAGAAUAAUUGGCUUUGAGUUUUCGCCUAGCGACCCGAGCAAACUAAUGGUUUGUUCUGUCGAUUCACCGGUUCAUAUAAUUUCUGAGGGCGACGUCAUUUGCAAAUUCAAGGGUCUUAGAAAUGGUGGAAACAAGAUGUCUGCUUCUUUUACAUCUGAUGGAAAGCAUAUUGUUUCAGCCAGUGAAGAAAAUGUCUAUGUUUGGAACUAUAAUUGUAAGGACAAAGCAUCUCGGAAAAAGAAAAUUUGGUCGUCCGAAAGUUUCUUCUCUCGUAGCGCGGCAAUAGCCAUACCUUGGUCUGGUGUGAAAAUCACGCCCGAACCGCCUUUGUCCCCGACACAAGUUUGCAACACAGCAGGAAGUAUCCUCGAAAUGGAGCCGAAGUAUCCCGAUGACAAUGGUGAUAGAGAACACAAGGUUCCAUCAUCUUCACCGGAUUGCUUCUCUCUAAGUCGCACGCUAUUUCCCGAGUUGCUCAAAGGAACUGCAACUUGGCCAGAGGAAAAACUCCAUGAUUCUAGCUCAAUAACCACCCCUUCCCCUUCAAUGUGCAAGACUGAGUUCAAGCUUUUGAAGAAUGCUUGCCAGAGCAUGCUUAGCUCUCCGCAUAUGUGGGGUCUCGUGAUCGUAACCGCUGGAUGGGACGGACGAAUCAGAACAUUUCUCAACUACGGUUUGCCUAUUCGGUUAUGACUCAAUUCUCUUGAACCACUUAGUUAAGGGGAGUUCAUGAAUCAUGAACCACCCUCAAUAUAUCGUUCCGACCUGACUGAACCAUCUUGUUUCUAUGAUUUAGUUAAACAUCCCGUGCAGGUCUUCGAUAUUAUCGGUAUAGUACAGGUUUAAUUAUAUGAUUACAUGAUUCUUUUAUUUGUGAAGGCUGUGGGAGCCUGGUUUCAGGAAAUAGAAAGAAGAAAAUAGGUAUUAGGUACUCAAAAGGGGCAAUGGUCCUUCCAUUAUAUGUGUAUAAUAGAGGCAUCUAUCUGGUGGGGCUUUUGGCUCUUGCUGUCGCUAAAUUUGGAUAUCUGUGAGUUUAUAUUUCCAUUCAAUGAAGGAAAUUGAUUGUCCUUGGCUUUGAUUAUGA